Betta splendens (Siamese fighting fish) is the source of this 4038-nucleotide messenger RNA. It is a transcript of the gene snx17, whose product is annotated as sorting nexin 17. Bases 744 to 2159 code for a protein of 471 amino acids. The transcript is spliced from 15 exons. Gene Ontology annotation, cellular component: early endosome. The record is from RefSeq and is a predicted model, not a curated record. Lineage: Eukaryota; Metazoa; Chordata; Actinopteri; Anabantiformes; Osphronemidae. Gene Ontology annotation, molecular function: phosphatidylinositol binding. Gene Ontology annotation, biological process: intracellular protein transport; signal transduction.
CUAGAUGGGCCACUAGACGCGGUGACCACAGGAUGCCUCGGCGGGGGUGAUACGUUCACGGUUUUGCGCGGCUUCCUUCUUAUUUUAUCUGAAACGUACGCUGCGUCGACGCGCAGGAUUUUCACCAGCAGACGGCCGGAGAACACAAAAACAAGCAAAGCCACAACAAGUGCAACAGAUCUCUCUUUUAUUUCGACCGGAGAAUGCGCCUGCGACGCCGUGGGGUUUUGCACGGAGCAACUGCACAAAUUAUCCCGAAACUUCUCCCGCUCGCGCAAAUGAACUGAUUCAGCUCCGCGCUACAACCCGCGGCUCCUACAACAAGUGGUCGCCCGUUAUCGCCAGUUGGUGAAAGUGCGCGAGGGUGAGGAGGGAGGGGGGGGUGAAAAACGGGUCAUUUAACGGCAACGUACGUGGGGUAAUUAGUUCACAUUUGCAACAUGGCUGCUGCGGGGACAGCGGCGAGAAAAGUUUGACGUGGGAGAAGUUUCCUGCGGAAUGCUAGCGGCUACGUGAGCUGCUGUGCGGCUAAUAGAGCGGUCGGCGGACUCCCCCGGCCUGGCACCGCGCUCCCCGGACUCCGAACCAGUGGAUGAGCCGUUCGAGAGCCGCCUCCUCCUCCUCCUCCACCGACAGUCACCGCAGUGGACUUCGUGGGGGGAACCGGCGUCUUCUCCGUCGCAACGCCGUGCUGGCGUUGACGGACCCCGUCGCUUGGCUGCAGGCGGUGCUCCGGCGCUAAGAUGCAUUUCUCCAUCCCCGAGACGGAGGUUCGCUCGGGGGAGAACGGAUCCACCUAUGUGGCCUACAACAUCCAUGUCAAUGGGGUGCUACACUGUCGGGUACGCUACAGCCAACUUCUAAGCCUCCAUGAGCAGAUAAAGAAGGAAUAUGGCAGCAAUGUGGUGCCUGCGUUCCCUCCAAAGAAAAUCUUCACUCUGACUCCUGCGGAGGUCGAACAGAGACGGGAACAGCUGGAGAAGUACAUGCAGGCUGUCCGUCAGGAUCCGUUGCUUGGAGGCAGCGAGCUGUUCAACAGUUUCUUAAGGAAAUCUCAGCAGGAGACACAGCAGAUUCCCAUAGAAGAAGUCGUUCUAGACAUCUGCCUGUCCAACGGUCAGAAGGUUACGGUGAACAUUCUGACCUCGGAUCAGACGGAGGAUGUCCUUGAUGCCGUUGCAACAAAGCUUGACCUUCCCGAUGACCUCGUUGGUUAUUUUAGUCUCUUCCUUGUCCGUGAGGGUGCAGACGGAGGUUUGACAUUGGUGCGGAAGCUGCAGGACUUUGAACUGCCUUAUGUGUCCAUUAACAGCUUGCGGAACUCUGAAUAUCACAUACUUCUACGAAAAAGUUACUGGGACAUGGCUUACGAUAGUGACGUGAUGGAAAACCGGGUUGGCCUAAAUUUGCUAUAUGCCCAGACGGUGUCCGACAUCGAGCGAGGCUGGAUUCUUGUCAACAAAGACCAGCACAGGCAGCUCAAAUCCCUGCAGGAAAAAGGCUCCAAGAAAGAGUUUAUUCAUCUAGGUCAAACACUCAAAUACUAUGGCUACAUCAAGUUUGACCCGUGCGUCACUGACUUCCCUGAGAAAGGCUGUCAAGUCAUCGUCAGCGCCGGCAACAAUGAGCUCAACUUCCACGUCAAGUUGCCCAACGAACAGAUGAAGGAGGGGAGCUUCAAGGUCACACGCAUGAGGUGUUGGCGGGUUACGUCUUCGCAAGUCCCUGUACCCAACGGUACGAGCAAUCCCUGCAGCUCAGCCAAGUGUGAGGUGAAGCUGGAGCUGGCCUUCGAGUAUCUGAUGAGCAAGGACCGUCUGCAGUGGGUCACCAUCACGAGUCAACAGGCCAUUAUGAUGAGUAUCUGCCUUCAGUCUAUGGUGGACGAAUUAAUGGUGAAGAAGUCAGGAGGAAGCAUAAAAAAGAUGCUGCGGAAACGACACAACGGCUCCAUCCACCGCUCAGACAGUCAGCAAGCUGUGAAAUCUCCCCCUCUACUGGACUCCCCCGACCCAAACCGUGAAGUCGUCAAGCUCUCCACCAAGUUGAGCUCGGUUUCCCUCAGAGGGAUCAGCGCCUCCAACUCGGCAAACGACAUCAGUGGCAACGAUUUCCAUGGCAACUAUGCCUUCGAGGGAAUCGGGGACGAUGACUUGUAAUCCUCCGGUCCUCUGUUCUUCAUUCCAACAUCAACAACUGGGACAACAAAAGUGACGAGCUGAACCCAGACGAGCGGAUCACAUACGCGUCAGACUCUGCAAGGUUGUAGCUGCUUCUGUGAGAAAUCGCUGCCUUAAGCUCUUGUUUAAUCUUAGAUCGCGUCCUUCCUUAUCGACUUAAUUUGCAUUAACAUGAUCAUAUUGAACGGAACCUUUGUCUCUGUGUUAUUAACUUGUGGCGACAUACCUUAAAUAGCAUGUGAAGCUGCAGAUACUCGGACAAGGACGUACGUUAUGUCUCACUGUCAGACAUUGUUCAUUCAUAUAAAAUACUGAUUCAUUACCAGUAUAUGCGGGGUUCUAUAAUGCAGUUAAAUCCUUAAAGGUACAAAUACACACACACACACACACACACACACACACACACACACUAUAAAUGACAUGAAGAAGAGGCAGUAGGUCCUGAAUUUGUCCUCCAGUGGCUGCUUGUCUCUCCAGCCCCAGAGCCAAAUGUUUAAACCAGGCACUAGUGACAAAGCAGCAGGACUGGCCAUGGAUAGACUCACCAGUGAAUGUGUCGUACCUGUAGACUGUUGAUCAACCGCUCACUCAUACAGGCGGCCGGCGUGCGGCUCAGCUAUUAAACCAAACUGUCAUAGCAUCGUGCCGCGCUAUACUGUACAUGUGCCAAGUCAUCGAGGUCCUCGAUCUCCAGGUGUGUUUUCGUGCGGCCGUCAGAAACUCUGCAGUCUGAGGCCUUCGCUUUGCAUCUCACCUUCUGGGUUACUUCUUGCCGCGCCACACAACACUGGCUCAAGCUCCGCACGGAAGUUGGCGCGAGCCAGCGUUGCCCCCGACUCUUGCAGAACUCGACAGAUGGGUCAUUCGGCUGAGCUGCUUGCACUUGCUGAACCCAUCAUUUUGCACAGUAUUACAGGUGGAGAUGAAUGUGCGAGUGAAUGCAUGAACGGGACUUUAAACAUUGUGUGGAAUUUUUGUUUUUCCUAAGGGGCUCUUGUAAAUCCAUCUGAUUGCUUCAGCCAAUUUUUAAGGUUUCUCAUAAAUGCCAAAUUAUAGUUUACUUAAGCAUUUUGCACAAAAUAAACAUAGAAAUUAUGACAAUGUCACUUUUUUAUAUUAUGUACAUGCAUUUAAGUAUUCAGAACUUUUCCUAAUACCUUUAUCAUCAUUGCUUAUUCUAAUCGAAUGGAUCAAAUGUAAUCUAAGAUGUAAAGAACAAAAGACGUAGACGGACUAACAUUUAUCAUGUUUACAUUAUGUAGGAGACUUUUAGUUCGAUGUGUUUACAGGUUUUGUAUCUGAUUGUUUGCUUCUUUGGGCUUAUGACCGGUCUGUGGGCUACAUGUCAUCCUGAUUUGUUUGUACAUUUGUGCCAAUCAUCUCCGAGGGUUGAGUGGAAGAGGGUGCUUCGUUUUGGGGACCCCGGUUGCUGGAGCGAAUAAAGUUCACGGUGAGCAUGCAACAAAUGAACGUAUCCCACUGCUAGUUUCUGAAGCCUGUUCAUGAACAUCUGUGCCAACUGGGCAACUUCUUUACUUACUGGUGGUGACAACUGUAAAGAGAAUGUCUUCACUCUGUGUCCUGUUCUUUCACUGCAGUACUUCUGCGCUGUCUUUGCUCUCAUUUUCAGUAGAGUUACAGACACUAUGAACUAACAUUGUCCAGCAGCAGCACCUGGGUGUUAAUAAAUAUGUAGGUGCCAAACUAAAGUGCAUGUUUUCCAGCGUCACUUUCACACAAAAUGUCUAUUUCUUAAAGACUAUUAAUUCAUUCCACAAUUUUUCAUAUUGAUUUGUGUUCAGGUCAGUGAUGACCUCUGGUCUAUUUUCACCAUGCAAAAAUAAAUAUGGAAACAGUU